Artibeus jamaicensis (Jamaican fruit-eating bat) is the source of this 4513-nucleotide messenger RNA. It is a transcript of the gene IGSF8, whose product is annotated as immunoglobulin superfamily member 8. The coding region runs from base 148 to 1977 and encodes 609 amino acids. NCBI's taxonomy places the organism in Eukaryota, Metazoa, Chordata, Mammalia, Chiroptera, Phyllostomidae. The transcript has 7 exons. The record is from RefSeq and is a predicted model, not a curated record.
CAGCUCUCUCUCCGUUGAGCACCUCUCCGAGCACCCACGCUUCGCGGCUCCGCUGUACGCCCCCUACCCGGGCAUGCGCCCCCUGGAACCUCUGGCCAUCCAGAGCUCGCGCUACCCCCGGAGUCUCCCCAGAGCCAGCUGCGCAGGAUGGGCGGCCUCGGUCCCAUGCCGCCGCCGCUGCUGCUGCUGCUAAUGCUGGGAGCUCGGUGCUUUGCCCGGGAGGUGCUGGUCCCAGAGGGGCCGCUGUACCGUGUGGCUGGCACAGCCAUCUCUAUCUCCUGCAAUGUUACUGGCUACGAAGGCCCUGCCCAGCAGGACUUUGAGUGGUUCCUGUACAGGCCUGAGGCCCCAGAGGCUGCACUUGGCAUUGUUAGUACCAGGGAUACCCGAUUCUCCUAUGCCGUCUUUGGGCCCCGUGUGGCAGCUGGUGAGGUGCAGGUGCAGCGUCUGCGUGGUGAUGCUGUGAUGCUCAAGAUCGCCCGCCUGCAGGCCCAGGAUGCUGGCAUUUAUGAGUGCUACACACCCUCCACUGACGCUCGCUACCUGGGCAGCUACAGCAGCAAAGUGGAACUGAGAGUUCUUCCAGAUGUGCUGCAGGUAUCUGCAACUUCCUCAGGGCCCCGAGGCCGCCAGGCCCAGACUUCUCCCCCUCGCCUGACGGUGUAUGAGGGGCAGGAGCUGGCACUGGGCUGCAUGGCUCGGACAAGCACGCAGAAGCACACGCAUCUGGCUGUGUCCUUUGGACGAGCUGUUCCUGAGGCACCUGUGGGACGAGUGACUCUACAGGAAGUGGUGGGACUUCGGCCUGACCUGGCCGUGGAGGCUGGUACUUCCUAUGCUGAGCGGCUAGCCGCUGGGGAGCUACGACUUGGCAAGGAGGGGGCUGAGAGGUACCACAUGGUGGUGGGGGGUGCCCAGGCAGAGGAUGCUGGGACCUACCACUGUACUGCUGCUGAAUGGAUUCAGGAUCCUGAUGGCACCUGGUCCCAAAUAGCCGAGAAGAGGGCUGUCCUGGCCCAUGUGGAUGUGCAGACCCUGUCCAGCCAGCUAGCAGUGGCAGUGGGACCUGGUGAACGUCGGAUUGGCCCAGGGGAACCCUUGGAACUGCUGUGCAAUGUGUCAGGGACACUGCCCCCAUCAGGCCAUCAUGCUGCAUACUCUGUGGGCUGGGAGAUGGCACCUGCAGGGGCACCUGGGCCUGGCCUCCUGGUAGCCCAAUUGGACACAGAGGGUGUGGGCAGCCUGGGCCCAGGCUAUGAGGGCCGACACAUUGCCAUGGAGAAGGUGGCAUCCAGAACCUACCGGCUACGGCUGGAGGCUGCCCAGCCUGGUGAUGCAGGCACAUACCGCUGCCUUGCCAAGGCUUAUGUCCGAGGGUCUGGGGCCCGGCUUCGUGAAGCAGCCAGUGCCCGCUCCCGGCCCCUCGCCGUGCAUGUGCGGGAGGAAGGUGUGGUGCUGGAGGCUCUGGCAUGGCUAGCAGGAGGUACAGUAUACCGUGGGGAGACUGCUUCCCUGCUCUGCAACAUCUCUGUGCAGGGUGGCCCCCGAGGGCUGCGGCUGGCCACCAACUGGUGGGUAGAGCGACCUGAGGAUGGGGAGCUGAGUUCCUCCUCCGCCCGGCUUGUUGGUGGCAUGGAUCAGGAUGGUGUGGCAAAACUGGGGGUCAGGCCUGGAGGAGGCCCUGUCAGUGUGGAGUUGGUGGGACCCCGAAGCCAUCGGCUGAGACUACACAGCUUGGGGCCCAAGGACGAAGGUGUAUACCACUGUGCCCCCAGUGCCUGGGUACAACACACUGACUACAGCUGGUACCAAGUGGGCAGUGCCCGUUCAGGGCCUGUCACAGUCUACCCCUACAUGCAUGCCCUGGACACUCUGUUCGUGCCCCUGCUGGUGGGUGCAGGGGUUGCCCUAGUCACAGGUGCCACCAUCCUUAGCACCAUCACUUGCUGCUUCAUGAAGAGGCUGCGAAAACAGUGAUCCUUUGCCCCAAUCCAGGUGACACCAGAUUUCCAGGAAUGUCAUCUUUGAUAAUGACUCAUGUGGCCCUGUGACUCGAGACAAAGAUGUCCUCUGCAUGAACCCAAACUGGCAUGGGCUCCCUCUGGAAUCCCCUUUUCUCCUUUCAGGAGGUACAGAUCCCACUGGACCUCAGCUUCCCAGCCUGGAAUGGAGCAGAGUGGGGUGUUCUCUCUCAAGGGGCCCAGACUUUUAUUAAAGGACAGGAAUGGGGUUUAGCAAGUGUCAAGAGGGUAUGCCUGCUUGGGCACACACUUUUCUCCCAGGAGACCAGCUUCAGGUCCCCUUUAACUCUACUUCUUAACUUGCCGUUGCUCUCCGCUCACCAUCCUGGUUGGCUGCCCUUGGUGACUGGGAUGACACAGGAAGGGGGUAGAUGUGGGAUGCAAAUAGCAUCUGCAGGGGCUUCUGUCCUCCUAGCUGGGCAGACCAUAGGCCACAGAUACAGCCAGAUAUUGGAUGCCUUGCCUCCCUCACAUUCUCUACCACAUUUGAUCCUACCUCUGAAGUGCUACAAGGGUGCCUCUAGUAUGUUCAUUGUAGCAUCUUUGCUGCAAGCAUUUUUGCCCCAAACAUUUUCAAUGCAUAAUAACUGACCAUAAGGCAGUUUUGCUGUGGGAGAGAUAAAAUAACUGACUGACAGUUUUUGGGGAGGGGAAGUAUUGUGUUUGGUUUCAUUUCUCCAUUGACAAAUCAAUCACCUUCAGCAGAUUUAAUGUAGUUAAUCUAGUCAUUUUGGUUUCAUUUCUCCAUUCAUAAAAGUUCUUGCAAGACUUCCGCCAAGAUGGAGGUAUAGGUGGAGACGCUGUGCUUCCUCACACAACCAAGUUUAGAGACAACUAAAUAUUAGCAACAGAAAACACAGCCAGAACACAGAAAAUUGAACUUUUCGGAAGUCUGAUAACAACAAAUUCUUCAGCCUGACCGGUAAGAGGGGCGAAACCAGCAGCUGGAGGAGCGGGGUUGCACAGGAAAACUCCAUUAGAUGGACUCAGGCGCGCAGAAUCCAGGCACAGGGUUGGACCUGGUGGGCAACUCAGCGAGUGACCACAGAGAAACAGCAAGGGAGCAGGGCUGCGGGUUGACUGUGGUCUCGAAUCCGUGCGUGGAUAGACAAGCGAAGGAGUGGGCGAUUGGAUGGGACCCAGCAGGCCCCAGUGGUGAGUGGCAGCAGAGGGCACAGCCAUUUCCCCACUCUGACCCCACCUCCACAUACAGCGUCAUAACCCAGCGACCUAAGUGGCCCUGCCCUGGUGAACCACCUGAGGCUCUGCUCCUCACCCAGCGGCAAGAAACAGCAGAGGGGGCCGCCAUUUCCCUGCUCUGACCAUGCCCCAACAUGCAGCAUCACAACCCAGCGACCUGGGAGUCCAAGGCUCCCCUCCUCGUACUUAAUGGGCGUGAACAGAACAAAAAUAGCUCAAGAAGAUCUCAAAGCCCCAGAGUCUAUAAAUAUAAGCGAUGAAGAAAUAGCAAAACUCUCAGAUGCACAGUUUAAAAUACUGGUGAUCAGGAUCCUCACAGAACUGGUUGAUUAUAGCCACAAAUUAGAUAUACAUAUGAAGGCGAAACUAAUUGAAAUGAAUGGAAUUGCACAGGAAAUCAAUAGCGAUGAAAAGGAAACUGGGUCUCAAAUCAAUGGAGUGGACCAGAAGAAAGCAAAUAAUGGCCAAACAGAAAAGAGUGAAGAAGCAAGAAUUCAAAAAAAUGAGGAGAGUCUUAGGAAACUCCAGGACAUCUUUAAACGUUCCAACAUCUGAAUUAUAGGGGUACCAGAAGGGGGAAAGGCACAGCCACCAGUGGAAAACUUAUUUGAACAAAUAAUAAAGCAGAACUUCCCCAAUCUGGCAAAGGCAAUAGACUUCCAGGAAAUCCAGGAAGCUCAGAGUCCCAAAGAAGUUGGACCCAAGAAGGAACACACCAAGGCACAUCGUAAUUACAUUAACCAAGAUUAAAAUGAAGGAGAGAAUCCUAGAAGCAGCAAGAGCUAAGGGGACAGUCACCUACAAAGGAGUCCCCAUCAGAUUGUCAGCAGAUUUCUCAAAAGAGACCUUACAGGCAAGAAGGGGCUGGAAAGAGGUAUUCCAAGUCAUGAAAUCUGAAGACCUACAACCAAGAUUGCUCUAUCCAGCAAAACUUUCAUUUAGAAUGGAAGGGCAGAUAAAGUGCUUCUCAGAUAAGAUCAAAUUCAAGGAGUUCAUCAUCACCAAGCCCUUAUUAUAUGAAAUGCUAAAGGGACUUAUCUAAGAAAAAGAAGUUAAAAAAAGAUGAACAGUGAAAGGACAGCAAACUCACAGUUAUUAACAACCACACCUAAAACAAAAGCAAACUAAAAGGACAGCUAAAUCAGGAGUGGAAACAUAGAAAUGAAGAUCUCAAGGAGGGUUAGCAACAGGGGAGUAGGAGGGGGAGAAGGUACAGAAAAUAAGUAGCAUAGACAGACAGAUGGGGCAAGAAUAGUAUGGGAAAUACAGAAUCUAAAGAACUUGAGACAUGG